AUGGCAAAGAAUGCUGCUGCACAUCUAGGUCGUCUGAUACAAGAACAACAACUUCUAACAACACAAGGAGUACUACGUAAUGAGUUGAAAGAGUCUAGUAAGGCACAGUUCAGAGAGAAUGCAGUGCAGAAGGUUGACAAUGUUAAGAAGAUGAUAAAGAAUAUAAAUGAAGGUGAUUCAGUACUGCCCAACAAGUUGGUAGUUAAACAAAACCAUGAGACAAAGAAAUGGUUCAACUUUGGAGCUGGAGAGAUUACUGAUGAGAUGAAGACAGAGGCCAACAUGAUAAAGUUGAAGAAGUUUGCGGAUAACACUCAAAAGUACACGAGAAGUGCAAAGGCACCACUGCCCAAGUACUUUGAGAUUGGUACCAUUGUCAACAAUCACGAGGACUAUCAUAAUAGAUUCACAAACAAGGAGAAGAAGCGUGGUAACUUGGGCGACCUCAUGGCCGAUGACAAGGUGAUGGCCUACAUCGACAAGAAGUCCUCGGAACUCAUCUCUGAGGCUCGCGACAGGAAGAAACAACGUACAGCAUAUCAUCUUAAAAAGAAGAGUAAUACUAAAAAGGAUUAA
This is a messenger RNA of Acytostelium subglobosum LB1, 576 nucleotides long. RefSeq lists its product as hypothetical. The record is from RefSeq and is a predicted model, not a curated record. NCBI's taxonomy places the organism in Eukaryota, Evosea, Eumycetozoa, Acytosteliales, Acytosteliaceae. The coding region runs from base 1 to 576 and encodes 191 amino acids. Gene Ontology annotation, cellular component: nucleolus. The transcript has 3 exons. Gene Ontology annotation, molecular function: RNA binding. Gene Ontology annotation, biological process: RNA processing.